This is a messenger RNA of Cuscuta campestris, 1681 nucleotides long. The record is from the annotation of a GenBank genome assembly. NCBI's taxonomy places the organism in Eukaryota, Viridiplantae, Streptophyta, Magnoliopsida, Solanales, Convolvulaceae.
AAUUGGAUGGAAAUGGCAGCCGGCCAGCAGUAAGGACUAAGGAAGCUUCAUCGACUCUUCGCAAAAGUCAGCCACUCAGUCGGCAGGGAGAUCUUCGGCUCUUUGGGUUCGGCUCUUCGGCGCUGCCUUCUUCAUCCGAUCGAUCGCGCGGCCAUCUUCAUCCCCUCCGUCUGGCGACUCACAAUGUCAGAAGGUCAAUCUAACCUAGAGGAAAACAGAGAACUUGGAAGUGAUGGUCAUGGACAAGAAUCACAAGAUGGGUUUCAAAGUACAGAGAGUAGCCGAACAGAUUUAAGAAAACCCAUGGGCAAGCGAUCUCUUUCUUGGGGCCACUUUACUGUCUACUUUACGAAAGACAAAAAGCGAAGAGCUCAAUGUAAGUAUUGUCCCAAAAAUUAUGCUUGUGGUUCCACAAAAAAUGGUACUACUGGAAUGAAUAAUCACAUGAAAGUGUGUCAAAAUCAUCCUAACAAUAAGUGUGUUGAAGAGAACCAAACAAUCAUAAACUUUUGCCAAAGCUUGGCUGGAACUGUUAAAGACAUUAGGAAUUGGAAUUUUGACCAGUUACUUUUAUGAGAUAUGUGCGACAAUCUCCAUUGAGACAAAAGAAAUUUAAUGACUAUGCUCUUGAAGAAAAAGUACAAAGCAAGAAAGGAUUGUGCUUGGAUGUUCCCACUCGUUGGAACUCUGUGUAUUCAAUCCUUGAGAGUGCAAGUGUAUACAAAGCUGUUUUUGACCGGUACAAGACACAAGAUGCUGAUUUUAGAGCUGAUUUUUCGUCCAAAGGAGUGCAUGAAGAUCCAGGUUUUCCUUUAAACACUGAUUGGGUUGUGGUUGAAAGGUUUGAGAGAGUCUUGCGUGAUUUUUAUGAGCUCACAAAAAGGAUAUCUGGUUGUACAUUUGUGACAUCAAACACAUUUUUGGAUGAACUUAGUGAUAUGGAUGAGCUCUUGAAAGAAUGGUUUUUGAGUAGUGACAAAGAUUUAGCAGAUAUGGCAUUUAGUAUGAAGUCAAAGUUUGACAAGUAUUGGGGAAAUGUGGAGAAAAUGAAUAAGUUAUUAUACAUUUAUGAUGUCCUUGACCCUCGCCACAAGAUGAAUUAUUUGAAAUACGUUCUAAAGAAUAUGCAUGGGGAACUUGUUGGAGUGAAAUUGACGAAAUUAAUAGAUAAGGCACUAGUUGAAAUUUUUAAUGUGUAUAAGUCCAUGUAUUCCACUCCAACCUCCUCUGUCACUUCUCUAGAUCCUUCAAAUACUUCAUCUGGUGCAUAUGGUGCUUCUGAAAGUGACAUGGCAGAAAGAAAAAACAUAAGACUCCACAAAAAAGGUAUAUGCAAAUGUUAUCAGAAAUUGGAGUGUGUGGUCAAUCUGAGUUGGACUUGUAUAUACAAGAGCCAAUUGUCUUCAUUAACUCCAAAGAUGUCACAAGCUUUGAUUUGCACACAAGAUUGGCUCCGCCAUUCUCUUAUUUGUUGCGUGGAGGAAGAAGAAGAAUUUUGUCAAAAACUUGAGAAAGAGUUGGUGAUAAACUAUGGAGUUGACACUAAUAUUCUUGGAUUAUGAUUACCCCUUGGAUUGGAGUCUAAUAUUUGGAUUGUUAGAAGCAUUGGAGAUCUGGAGUUGUUGAAGAAUGGAUAUCAUGAAAUAAUAAAUCUUUUUUGGAAUGGACAAUUGUAUUAUUU